AUCGGCCCAAAGUGUUCUCCAUCUCGUCCUCCCUAACGACUCCCGACUCACGAUGUCUUUCACCCUCCUCCGCGCCCUCACGAUGUGGGCCCUCGUCGCCACCGUCCUCUUGUCGAUCCCGCACGUCGACGCCGCCACGCUCAAGCAGGCGCAGAUGAAGGACCUCCGCGAGCGCGCCACCCCCGUACAAGCUCGCUCUCCUCAGACCUCUCCCCAAAUGCGCGCGCGCGCUCCGGCGCCUCAAGUCUCGCAGAUGCGUGCCCGCGCCCCGGCGCCGCAAGUUUCCCAGAUGCGCGCUCGCGCCCCGGCACCUCAAGUCUCGCAAAUGCGCGCCCGCGCUCCGGCGCCCCAGGUUUCGCAGAUGCGCGCUCGCGCCCCCGCCCCGCAGGCCUCCCAGAUGCGUCGCGACAUGACCGUCCUCGACGACUCUCCGGACCGCCGCUGCGCGCGCGAUUGGCAGAGCUGCCCCAUCUUCGUCGAGAGCAAGAUCAAAGGCUACGAGUGCGUCGACGUCCAACACGACCUCGAGUCCUGCGGCGGGUGCGUCGUCAACGGCGAGGCGCUCGGCGACGGAGGCCGCGACUGCAGCGCCAUCUCCCACGCCGACGGCGUCAGCUGCAUGAAGGGCCGGUGCAUCAUCGAUCAAUGUGCCAGCGGUUACGUCAAGUCUGCUGACGGCCAGGACUGCGUGCCAUCACAGCCCAGUGUCUGAACGCCCCAACGUCCCGUCACCACAACCAUAUCGUAUCAUCCACAAUACCUAAUCC
Messenger RNA from Punctularia strigosozonata HHB-11173 SS5, 767 nucleotides. RefSeq lists its product as uncharacterized. The record is from RefSeq and is a predicted model, not a curated record. Lineage: Eukaryota; Fungi; Basidiomycota; Agaricomycetes; Corticiales; Punctulariaceae. The coding region runs from base 53 to 712 and encodes 219 amino acids. The transcript is spliced from 2 exons.